Catharus ustulatus (Swainson's thrush) is the source of this 20053-nucleotide messenger RNA. RefSeq names its product collagen type XII alpha 1 chain (gene COL12A1). Gene Ontology annotation, molecular function: protein binding. Lineage: Eukaryota; Metazoa; Chordata; Aves; Passeriformes; Turdidae. The transcript has 67 exons. Bases 8659 to 17697 code for a protein of 3012 amino acids. The record is from RefSeq and is a predicted model, not a curated record.
GUUUCCAGAAGUGGAUCCCCUUCCUUGCUGGAGCACAGCAGCGCAUAUAUCACCCGGUGGCAGCAGUCCACCUUCCCUGAAGUUUCGUAACCGCUUACGAGGGUAAAUUGAGAGUUGGGAACAGCCCUCUAUUAAGUAGCAGAUUGAGAAGAGGCUCUUCCCACUUGGAGAAGGCAAGUCUUCCCAGACAGACCCCUCGCAUCGGGAGCUACAGUAAUCGAGACGCCUCCUCUGCGCUCACUGUUGCCGCUGCUGCUGCUCCUCCUUCUCCGCUGCUGCUACUUGCUGCUACCCUCCACAAGGUGCCCCCGGAGCUUCAUCCUUUAUCCUCCUCCCUUUAUCCAGGUCCGACGGCAGGCUCCCGCCGCCGCGGGCACCGCCGAAGUCACCGCCGGAGGAGCUGUCCCGUCACCGAGCCCGGCACCCUGCGGCCACCGCGGCAGAUUCAUUCAUGUUGUUGUGAUCUGAAAGGGCAGAAAUGAAGACAGCGCUGUGCUCGGCAGUCGCUGCUCUGUGUGCAGCCGCCCUCCUCUCCUCCAUCGAGGCUGAAGAGAAACGCCUCUCAUUCCUUGCCCAGCUCCUUCUGUGUUCUGUUUCUCCCGGCUAGUGAGCCGGACCGUAGCUCCCUCUCUCUGUCCCUCUGGUGUGCUGUCCACACCACCCCACAGACAGGACGUGGGCCAGCGGCUGUGGCCACCGGGCACAGCGCCCCGAGGAGCCCAUUGCCACUGGGGCCAUGGCUCUGCCCCCAGGAUGGACCAAGAAGGGCUGGUCUCUGGCCUCUUUUGGUAAUAUUGAGAGAGAAAACAGAAAACCUGCUACUCAACAACCCGCAACUUUGAAAUAAAAUGCUCCAACAGAGUCUGGCUCUCUGCGCCUGUGUGUUUUGUCCGACCGGACCCUCGCCUCUGCCCCACCGGCCUGCCGGUGCAUCGGCCUCCCCUGCUCGGCGGGGCGACCCCCGGCUGAGCCUCGGGGUGGCCGGACCCUCCCUCAGGGACACCUCAGCUUCUGUCGGGGCUCUGACGUGGGGAACACACCUGGGGAGCUGCUGCUAGUGCCGUGACAUGCGGCGUGGGCACCGCUGAAGGGAAGGCUGGGCCAGGCCUUGCUGUGGCAGCCAGGGCUCUGAGGCUCUGGCAUCAGUGUGGUACUGUCACCUCCAAAAAGGCUUUUCCUUCUCCUCAUCCUCAACCCCUGGCGCAGUCUAUAUGGAGGCUGAGGCCCCUGCCAGCCCUGGCAGCAUCCUGCCUCCAGCUGAAGACAUGGGGAGAGCCAUCUUCACUGGCUCAAAAUGGCCUGGCUUGGCAUUUGGUCCCCAUGGAUUAACAGCAACUGUGCCCUCAGUGUGAGCUGCUUGGCUUUUUGAUCACAGUCAUGGCAUUUCUGGCAACAGUGGCUGCCCGGGAAAGUAAAAAGGCUGUAUGUCCUGCACUGAAAUGACUUGAUCUGACCUCCGGGACCUGACUCCAUUGUAAGUGUGAAUUCCCGUGGAUUUACUGGAAAAAAAGCAGAAGCCAGUGACUGAUAAUUCAUUUUUUUUGCCUUCCUUCUCUUUCUGUCUUGAACUGAAACCAAUUCCCUGAUCAUGGCCUCCCACAAGCUCCCUUGUUUGGACCUGGUCACCUUGGCUGAUCUCUUCGAAAAGCAUGGGGUGUCAGAGAUGUUUCCGCAGUGUCUGCCCCCCAAGCAGUAGUGCCUGCUUGGGGCAUGUAGAUGUAAAGUCUGCUGGCUUUCUGGAAAAAAGUGGCAUUUUUGCCAGUAGUGCAACAUCUGACCGCCCUAGGAGAGAAUCAGUCCACUGCCUUCCUCUUAUGCUGCGUUGCUGUUGGCAAAGGAACCGAAAAAGGUCAUUUGAAGUCAUUUCAGAGUUGUGUUUGAAACACAGGGUGCUGUGCCAGAGAAAGCAGAGAAAGUGUACAGUUUUGAUGGAGGAAGGGAGUGGAUGUGUUUGUUCAUUCUUCCUCAUCUUAGAAGGGAGCUCACUUAGAGCUGGCAUAAUAUUGCUGUUGUCCUGCACUAUGAAUUACAUGUAUGGAGUAUGUUGUUUCAGAACGUAAGUAAAGGUGUUUUAUUUAGCUAUAGUGUAGACUAAACCAGUCAUAGCUUCAGUACUGUUAAAGCAAGCUACAAAAAUGCAUUUGGAGCAACAUAGUUAUAACAGCAAAUCUUGACACAUAGCUGGAUGACCUUGAUGAGAUGUCGGAGGAUGCACUGUAGCCAAGCAAAAGAGUGGAUAAAACCUGAUCUUGAGAGUUGUAGGGGCUCUUGGACAGAACUUACAUUACUUUGCAUUCAAAAAUCUUUGAUAAAUAAAAUACCUAAUUUACAAUGAUCAUGUUUCUAUGAGAAAAUUCUCCUAGCUCCAGAGUUUUGAUUAAGAGCAGGGAAGUGUGGGAUGAAAAAUUGUGGUGCUGAAAAUGGAGUGAGAAAUAGUGGUGCUGAAAAUGAAAAUUUAAGACUAGGAGUACCUUAGGACUUGCUGUGGUGGGAUCUGCUUUUGUAGAGACUUUUACAGUGGGGUUUUUUUUUGUACUGUACUGGUCAUGCUUUUGCACUGUUUUAAUUUUGUGCUGCAAGUUUGCAUAAUUUAAUGAUUUAUAAUUAAUAAUGGCAUCUUAUUUACUUUAGCAAAUUAUUUACUGACUUAUUUAUUUACUUUAUUCUGGUGUCAUUGCAACUUAAAUCCUGUCUGCUGAACUGACUUUUUCCUGUUAACCUUUGGUCUUACUUUUUCAAAUUUCAGUUCUCUUUGUGGCAAAACUAUCCUCCUCCACUAGUCAGUCAGUCAGUCCUGUGUCUCUUUUCUUGGUUCUUUUUGACUCUCUGUGUAACAUUCACAGGACAUACAUUUUGAAAUUUCUUUCAGCCCAAAGGUGUGGGUAGACACUUCAUAGGAUGAAAGAGUGCGAGGAGAAUAAGGGAGAGGGCUAUUUAAUGUGAUGAAGAUUCUUGAUGUGAGGUGGAAAGAUGGGGUGAGAGCAGAGGAAAGAAAAAGCUUACUUUUAUUUUCUGCCAUCCUUCAGCUUUCAUUUUUCAGUUCUCCUGGGAGCAGACAGUUUAUCUGAUGCUGCUGUCCAUUCAGAUUCCUGAAUUUUCCAGUAUGAAACUGAUUCUUCAUCCAGCAUCACAGCUGUUCUGAAGUCCUUGGUGAGAGCUGUGCUCUGCUGCUUUUGGCAAGGCAGUGAUCUACAGUAAUUGUGUUAGAGCUUUUCUACAGAGUUACAGCAGAACAGGAGUUUCUAGUUGGACAGUCACUGUAGGAGUAGAGGGGGUAAAACCCACAUAGAGUCUAAAUGUAUUCAUACCAUUUCACUGGGGAAGUUGUUUGUUUAUGGUGGUCAAGGAAGCAAAUCCAUUUUCAUGCUCAGCAUUUUUGCUCUUUUCUUCUACAGUGAAACUCUUCUUGUUUUCUUUUGCAAUCCUUCUGAUAUCUCUCUCCCAGCUUAAACUCCUUGUGUGUGAUUCUAUAUUUUAUGCUUUGUUUUGUGCCUUUUCAGUCCAACACAGCAAUACUCCACUGCAUUCCAUGUCUGUCUACAUCAGAAUUUCUUUCUGAUACACUAUUUUUUUGAUCUGUGAUCACAAAGAGCCAAGGGCUCUAAUUUUAGUCAUAGUUAAGUAUAUUGGCAUGUGAAGAAUCUAUUAAUUAUAACCUCAAGUUACUGCUGUGAUGUUGUCAUGGCUUCAGUAGCAUGUCACAUUUCUUAAUACAGAGGGAUUUUCAAAGGCACAGGAAAGAAAUGAGGAAAUCAUUGGUUUUGUGUAACCUAACUGAGCUUCUGAAGGUGUUGACUUUUCCGUUUUUCAGGAAUUCGUUCAAACAUAGAAAAGUCUGUUUUCUAGGCUGGAGGUAGGAAGGAAGGCACCACUGAUCCAAGUGUGAAACCAUUGUGUUGUGCAUAGAAAGGUUUGUCUGGUGAAAAAUCUGUUACCAGGACACCCAGUAUAGUAAGUGACAAAUAAUUGCAGCACAGCAGUUGCAGAGAAUUAGAAUUUUUGGCUUGUAAUAAAGCUGUGUUGAGUACAUUAAUUUUCAUUGACUGAAUGAUUUAGAGGUGAUCCGGGAUAGCUGAAACUUUUGAAGUUUUGAAACUGGUUGGUAGGACCAUUAUUUUAUUCUUUUGAUGGCAAUAUCUUUUGAGGAAGAAGAUGUUGAUUUCAAAGUUCCUAAAUAGAGAGCCAUGUAGAUUGACAUGUGAAAUCGAAAUUUUUAUAUACAUGAGGGUGACUAUGCAUCCCUCUUUUUCCUGCUGCUAAUUAGAAACAAAAUAUACAUGCAUGUUUAAGUGUAUAUACACAAACUCAUACAUAUAUGUGCACAAACAUGUAAAAUUUGGUAAAUAUUCAUAAAUCUAAUGUGUGAAUACAUAUGCAUUAUGUUGAGAUACAUAUGUUUUCAUUUGUAUAGGUUAGAUGAAUUGUAUAGAUUUAAAUGAAUUUUUUUCAAAGUAAAUUUAUGAGCUAUGCAUCUUCUAUUUUGAAGAAAAGUCAUAUAAUAUUUAAAAUUUUAAAAAUGCAAAAAUUUUGAUGGCAAUGUUUCUAUGUUGUGAUUGGCAAUUAAUAUCUAACAAGUUUGAGAAGCUGCUCUUUUGAGAAUCUGCUCUUUACUACAUUUCUAGGCUGUAGCUCAUUCUUUCUCCCAGUCACAUUGACAAUGCAGACUUCAGAGGUCAUGAUCUGGUUAGUUGUACCAAAUUCACGCUAUUUCUAAAAAAUAUAGUAAAUUAAGAGUUUUGGCACCUUCCAGCCUCAGCAGGCCUUAUUGCUGGGAUGGUAAGGCUGAGCUUAAUCUUCAGCUUUUGCCAACUACAUGUUAUUUCAACAUGGGCUAACGUUAUUUUACCUGCUAAUUAUAGUGUGUCUUUUCCAGUGAUGGAAUCACAAAAUAUGUUUCACAGAGGGAUUGUGGAUGGCAGCUACUUCCAAGUUAUAUCACUUUUAAAUCUGGUUCUAGAUAUAAAUUACUUGAUAUUCCAGUUAUAUUUUAUUUCUGUCUUGUUAAGGUAUUGGGAUCCUCUAGCAGUCACAUUGUGUUAUCUGCAAAAAGCUGUAAAAUUUUUAUAUUACCUGUGAAGUACAAGCUAAUAUAACACAUAUUAGACCUGCAUAGCAUGAGAAAGCUGCUUUGCUCUCUUUUUUUUUUUUUUGUCUCAGAAAUUAUACUUUUAUUACAUGUGCAUAUAACACAAGAACUGGCAAUGUUUUAAGUAUAUUAUGUCUGAUUUUUUUCCUUUUGUUUUUCUUUUGUGGUGCAUAAUAUAGAAGAUCCAGUUAAGGAAAUGAUCAUAACACAGUUCGAAGAGUGGUAGAUAUUAAUGCUGUGGAAACAUAAUUGUUGUACAGCAGGAUAUACUUUUUCUACUCUGGAAACCCAGAGGGGAACCAUGCAUUUUGUGCAUCAACAGUUGGAUCACUGUAUGAAGGCAAUACUACAACAUUAAGACACCCUAUGAUCAUGACCCUGUACCUUAACAAGUCAGUGACAGGUUUGGCAUGGAUUUUGAUGGACACAGGAUCAGCAGUGUCACUACACUAAGAAUAGGUGCAACUUCACUGCUGCAAGUAGCCUGACAUCAAGACUGCUUGCUGGAGUUAAGCUGCAAUCACAUGUAAGAUUUUGUUGAGUGAAGUUUUAAGGUUUGUCCCUGUAAAGGGGCAAACUCCUACUACAACAAGGGACAUUUUUUUCCUAGAACUCUGCUUUGAUUCAGUAUUGCAAAUAUAUUCUUUUUUCACUGGUGAAUUCCCUUCUGGAAGAAUUUUAGUGAGAUGGAGUAACAGUUGCCCUAUUUUAUUAUCACAAUAAGGUUUUUAUCAUCUAAACAUUUUUCUUUACUUCAGAUCAGCUUACUAUUCUCAGUCAUAUGACCAUAGUUUGGUCUUCACCCCACAGCUGGUUUCACUUGGGUGAAAUCUGACCUCUGUGAAGGUCCAUGAAUGUUUUGGAGAUUCUGUUUGAGUAUCAAAAACUUACAGGCCAUCUGGAAGACAUUUUGAUGACAUUGGAUCCAAACGACUUUUUCUUUCACUCAAGCAAGGUUCCUUUUUGGAUUUCUAUCAGAGAAAUAUUCAACGCUUGAGUUUGAUAAACCAUAGGCUGAGAAUGAAUGGAUUUAAAGUAAAGCAAUGAAGACGGGGACUAGGUCUCAGAAAUAACUGUUAUGAUAAAGGUAGUGAGGUUUUUCCAAUAGUUUCUGUGGGAAGCUGUCAGUCUUGACAGUAGUGGAGGUCUUUAAGAAUGAUCUGAGAAAACACAUCAGGAAUGACACAGGGUGGCCAAUCUUGUCUUGACCGUGGAAUGGAGAAGGGAACGUUCAAGUUCCCCUGCAAUGCCAUUUUCUAUGAUCACCUGGAUACGAAUGGAUACACCACUCAUGUGUCAAUGUACUAAUCUUGUUACCUGCCAAGAUCCACAUCUGAAUUUUCAUAAAACGGAAUAAAAUCCUUUAAAAUGCUCAAGACUCUUCCUCACAGUCAGCUUUUUCAGUUUAUCUGGAAUCCAGUCAUUUGGACAUCAACAAGUUGGGCUGCUGCUGUCCUUCAGCAGUUAAAGCCUAAAGUCUCUGCUGCAACAUGCCAAUUUACUUGCAAGGUUGGUGGUGCUACUUUUUCCAUGUACUGAAUUUUUUUUUUAAAAGCAUGCUCAGGUCAGUUGUCUCUGCCUUUGCAUUAAAUUUGUCCUGAGCCAUUGCUACUGAAACAAUAUUUUAUAAUGAUAUUCUUAUCAUCUAAAUGUAUUUUACUAUUAACACAUGUUGCAUGAUUUUGAUACUAAGUAACUACCCUGCCAUCUCUAGCAUUGUGAUACUCAUAAACUGAAUGAUGAAUAAACUGUGCAUGCAGAUUAAUGGUCUAAUCUCACUGCCUGUGUAUGGACAACAGGAAAAAUAACAUUUACUUCAGUACUAGUGUUAUCUAUUGUAUCAGUGUUAUAAAGCCAUAUUAUCCUAUGGUUGGAAAUUACAGAAAAUUAAAAGAAAAAGAAUCCGUAUUUUUUAGCUCAGUUUUACUUUGUGUAAUUGGCCAGUGUCUUUUUGUAAUUAAACAUUCUAGCAUUUACUACUUUAUCUGCUUUUCAAAUGGUAUUCAAAUCUGAUAUGAAAUCUGACAUACGAUGGAGGUCUUCUAUGAAACAGAAGAUCUGUCCUUUAAAAAUGCCUGCAAAACUCUCUCACUAGUAGUUAAGGAAAGUAUGGCUGGAUCUAAUCUUACUUUGUAGACCUAUUUAAACAAUAAUAUAUAAUACACCUACCAUGCACUGACAGUGAGUCAGUAAAAUACUGCAUGAAUAAGCAUGACAAUUUUACAAAGAGAAUAUCAUUAUAAAAUAUUUAUGAAACGUCUUUGUGUAAUGAACCUUGUACAUGGAGGCUUUGUCCAUUGUGGGAAGCUAAAAAACCAAUAAUCAACAUUUCAUUUAUGUAUGCAUGAUGCUGCAAAUUAGCGUAUGUAAACUAUUUCUUUCUGUACUGUUCAGUUACUUCUGUCAUCAGCUCCUAAAAGUUUUAUUUGCAGUCAUUUGUUCAUUUCACUGGUGCCCUCUUUGCCAUUUUCUAUAAAAUUCUGUAAAAUAAAUGUCCUUAAAUAUAUUUUGAUGUUGUCUUUUCAUAAUUAACCAUUGUGUUGUUUGGAACCAUACUGGCAUUUUAUGUUAAAAUGCCACUAUUAGUAUGGGUACACCUGCUGCAAAGGGAACAUGAAAACAAUAGUUUACACCUUUGAAAUUGAACAGAAAUCUGGUGUAAACAGGUAGAAUUUUAUUUUUGAGAACUUUGCAUCAGCUUGAAUAUUUUGGCAAAUUGCAACCAUUGCUAAUGCCAUCUAUUAUUCCCUUAGUUCCUGAAUCCUUUGUUGCUAUAUGCAAAGUAUGUCACUUUAGUGACUUCUAGGAACAAAGGGGUGGAGUUCUCCAUAUUUUGUAAUAUAAUGAUACAUCAGUGUAUCAUUAUUGCUGAUAUACAUUCAUAACUAGACCCUAACAGAAAUUAUUUUACUGAACAUUAAAUGCCCAAUCUUUUCCUGUAUUCUUUAAAUUGUUGAUUUUCUCUGCCAAGUUUCUAGAUUCAGUGAAAUUGAUGAGAAAUAUCAUAUGCAGAGACUAUAUUUAAAAAGCCGAUCAAUUCUUUGAUGUCUAAUUAAGAAGAGUACUGUGUUCUCUACAUCCUAAAUGAUCUCAUGAUGUUGUAAGCAGGUUGUGAUUUGGCAUGCUUGUACGGAUUGCACCCAGCAUGUAAAAAAAUUUCCUUUAAUUGUUAUGUGAAAUGUUUGCAUAUGUGGUGAUUAUCUGUGAACUCAUUGUACAUGUAUCCAAAUGUGUUUUCUAUUGUGCUUGAUUUUGCUGGCCAUUCUUGAAUGUCUUGGCAACUCAAGAAACAUAUGUUCUGUGCUGUCCUCUGUAAUGCAUAUACUCUUUGAUGUUUUGUCAUAUUUUGUCAGCUUUUAUUUUACUCUUUUUCCAACAAUAUAUUUUCAUAUUUGUUGGAAACAAAUUUAUGCAAAGACAAUUUUAGUAAGCUUUGCUCAACAUUGUUUUAUUUAUUCAUUUGUCAAAACUUGUUCAAGCUUUUAAACAUCUACCUGGUAUGAAUCUUUUGCAGUUAAUCCACCAUCAGACUUGAAUUUUACAAUUAUAGAUGAACAUAAUGUUCAAAUGUCAUGGAAAAGGCCACCAGAUACAAUAGUGGGUUACAGAAUAACUGUGGUUCCAACAAAUGCACUACCCAAACUGUCAUAUCAGAUCUUAUACCUGAUGUAGAGUAUGUUGUAUCAAUAGCUUCAUAUGACGACAGAGAGGAAAGUCUACCUGUUUUUGGCCAGCUGACAAUUCAGACAGGCGGCCCAGGGAUACCAGAGGAGAAGCUGAUUGAGGCUCAAUUACAAAGAUGCUCCAUAAGUGCAAUGACAGAUUUAGUUUUCCUGGUAGAUGGUUCAUGGAGUGUAGGAAGAAAUAACUUCGGAUAUAUUCUGGACUUCAUGGUUGCCCUUGUAUCAGCUUUUGAUAUUGGGGAAGAAAAGACGAGAGUUGGAGUUGUUCAGUACAGUUCAGAUACAAGAACAGAGUUCAAUUUAAAUCAGUAUUUCAGAAGAAGUGAUCUUAUUGAUGCAAUUAAAAGGAUACCUUACAAAGGCGGCAACACAAUGACAGGUGAGGCUAUUGAUUACCUUGUUCAAAACACCUUCACUGAGUCUGCUGGAGCAAGAAAAGGCUUUCCCAAAGUAGCAAUUGUCAUUACUGAUGGAAAAGCUCAAGAUGAUGUAGAAAUUCCUGCAAGAGAGCUUCGCGACAUAGGAGUUGAAGUUUUUUCCUUGGGUAUCAAAGCAGCAGAUGCAAAGGAACUCAAGCUAAUUGCAUCUCAGCCAUCACUGAAGCAUGUGUUCAACGUGGCUAAUUUUGAUGGAAUUGUGGAUAUACAGAAUGAAAUUAUCUUGCAAGUGUGCUCUGGUGUUGAUGAACAACUAGGUGAACUGGUUAGUGGGGAAGAAGUGGUGGAGCCUCCUUCAAAUCUGGUGGCCACUCAGGUCUCCUCAAAGUCUGUUAGAAUCACUUGGGAUCCAUCCACAAGCCAAAUAACUGGCUAUCGUCUGCAGUUCAUUCCAAUGAUAGCUGGGGGAAAACAACAUGUACUGAGUGUGGGUCCUCAGACUACAGCUCUGAAUGUUAAAGAUCUCUCUCCAGACACAGAGUAUCAAAUUAAUGUUUAUGCAAUGAAAGGACUGACCCCCAGUGAGCCAAUAACGAUAAUGGAAAAAACACAGCCAGUAAAAGUUCAAGUAGAAUGCUCACGUGGUGUGGAUGUAAAAGCUGAUGUUGUGUUUUUAGUAGAUGGUUCCUACAGCAUUGGUAUCGCCAAUUUUGUAAAAGUAAGAGCCUUUUUGGAAGUGCUAGUUAAAAGCUUUGAGAUAUCACCUCGAAAAGUACAGAUAAGUCUUGUCCAGUACAGCAGAGAUCCCCAUAUGGAGUUUUCUUUGAACAGAUACAACAGAGUGGAAGACAUAAUUCAGGCUAUUAACACCUUCCCCUACAGAGGUGGAUCUACCAACACAGGCAAAGCAAUGACAUAUGUGAGGGAGAAAGUAUUUGUUACCAGCAAAGGAUCAAGACCAAAUGUGCCAAGAGUCAUGAUUCUUAUCACUGAUGGAAAAUCAUCAGAUGCUUUUAAAGAACCUGCAAUUAAGCUGAGGGAUGCAGAUGUAGAAAUUUUUGCAGUUGGUGUGAAGGAUGCAGUGCGUACAGAGUUGGAAGCAAUAGCAUCACCUCCUGCGGACACCCAUGUUUACACAGUGGAAGAUUUUGAUGCUUUUCAAAGAAUAUCAUUUGAACUUACACAGUCUGUCUGCCUACGAAUUGAGCAGGAACUGGCUGCUAUAAGGAGAAAAUCUUAUGUACCUGCAAAGAACAUGGUCUUUUCUGACAUAACAUCAGAGAGUUUCAAAGUGAGCUGGUCUCCAGCUGGAUCUGAGGUUUUGUCCUAUCUCAUUAAAUAUAAAGUAGCAGUUGGUGGAGAAGAAUUCAUUGUUUCAGUACCAGCUUCAAGUACUAGCUCAGUUCUCACCAACUUACUACCUGAAACUACUUAUGCAGUCAGUGUGAUUUCUGAAUAUGAAGAUGGUGAUGGCCCUCCCUUGGAUGGAGAGGAAACCACCUUAGAAGUUAAAGGUGCUCCUCGAAACUUAAGGAUAACAGAUGAAACUACUGAUAGCUUUGUAGUUGGCUGGACUCCAGCUCCAGGAAAUGUCCUACGGUACAGGCUUGUUUAUAGACCACUUACUGGAGGAGAAAGGAGACAAGUGACUGUCUCAGCAAAUGAUAGGUCAACUACUCUGCAGAAUUUGAUCCAAGAUACAAGAUAUGAAGUGUCUGUUGUUCCUGAGUAUCAGUCUGGGCCUGGGAAUUCAUUGACUGGAUAUGCAAAAACUGAUGAAGUCCGGGGAACUCCAAGGAAUUUGAGAGUUUCUGAUGCUACAACAUCAACAAUGAGGCUGUCUUGGGAUGCUGCUCCUGGCAAAGUGCAGCAGUACUUCAUAACAUACACUCCAGUCGCAGGAGGUGAAACUAAGGAAGUGACUGUGAAAGGUGACACUACCUCUAAAGUGCUGAAAGGCUUGGACCAAGCCACUAGGUAUGCACUGACUGUGUCUGCCCUGUAUGCCUCUGGAGCAGGAGAAGCCCUUUCUGGAGAGGGAGAAACACUUGAAGAGCGUGGUUCACCACGUAAUUUGAUUACCACAGACAUAACUGACACUACAGUUGGGUUAUCAUGGACACCAGCUCCAGGAACAGUUAAUCAUUACAGGAUCAUAUGGAAAUCACUUUAUGAUGAUACCAUGGGAGAGAAGAGAGUCCCUGGAAAUACAGUGGAUGCUGUGAUAGAAGGCUUGGAGCCAGAGACUAAAUACAGGUUUUCAGUAUAUGCAGCCUACAGCAGUGGAGAAGGAGACCCAGUGGAAGGAGAGGCUUUUACUGAUGUGUCACCAAAUGCCAGGACUGUGACAGUAGACAACGAGACAGAAAACACAAUGAGAGUUACAUGGCAGCCUUCACCUGGGAAAGUCUUGUCUUACCGUGUGAACUACAAACCACGCAGCGGAGGAAGACAAAUGUCUGGAAGAGUAAAUGGUCCUGCUACCAGCAUAGUGCUAAAGCGACUUAAGCCCCGAACUACGUAUGACAUAACUGUCGUUCCAAUUUAUGAUUUUGGACAUGGGAAAUCAAGAAAAGGAGAAGGAACAACAGCUUCUCCCUUUAAGCCACCUCGAAAUCUGAGAACUUCUGAUUCAACUAUGUCAAGUUUCCGAGUAACCUGGGAGCCAGCCCCGGGGAGAGUGAAGGGGUACAAAGUAACUUUCCACCCUACUGAAGAUGACCGGAGCCUAGGAGAAUUAAUAGUGGGGCCAUACGACAGCACAGUGGUAUUGGAGGAGCUUAGGGCAGGAACUACCUAUAAGGUAAAUGUUUUUGGGAUGUUUGAAGGAGGAGAGAGCAACCCUCUGGUUGGACAAGAGAUGACCACUCUUUCAGAUACUACUACGGAGCCAUUUUUAUCUAGAGGUUUAGAAUGUAGAACCAGAGCAGAAGCUGAUAUUGUGCUGCUGGUGGAUGGCUCAUGGAGUAUUGGCCGGCCAAAUUUUAAAACCAUCAGGAACUUCAUUGCCCGUAUUGUUGAAGUUUUUGAUAUUGGUCCUGACAAAGUACAGAUUGGUCUUGCACAGUAUAGUGGUGACCCCAGGACAGAAUGGAAUCUCAAUUCUUACCGAACCAAACAGUCUUUAUUAGAGGCAGUAGCCAACUUACCAUACAAAGGAGGCAAUACUCUAACAGGAAUGGCUUUGGAUUUCAUCUUAAAAAACAACUUCAAACCAGCUGCUGGCUUAAGGCCCAGAGCUCGCAAAAUUGGUGUUCUCAUCACUGAUGGCAAAUCACAAGAUGAUGUAGUCACCCCUUCAAGAAAACUCAGAGACGAGGGAGUGGAACUGUAUGCAAUUGGUAUUAAAAAUGCAGAUGAAAAUGAAUUGAAGCAGAUUGCAACGGAUCCAGAUGACAUCCACGCUUACAAUGUUGUAGAUUUCCCCUACCUGGCUACCAUUGUUGAUAAUGUAACCACAAAUCUGUGUAACAGUGUGAAAGGUCCAGGUGAUUUGCCACCUCCUUCAAAUUUAGUUAUUUCAGAAGUGACACCUCGUUCUUUCAGACUGAGAUGGAGCCCACCUCCUGAGAGUGUUGAUAGAUACAGAGUUGAAUAUUAUCCUACCUCUGGAGGUAGCCCUAAACAGUUUUAUGUAAGUAGGAUGGAAAGAACAACAGUUCUGAAAGAUCUGCAACCUGAAACAGAAUAUGUGGUUAAUGUGUUUUCUGUGGUAGAAGAUGAAAGCAGUGAACCUCUGAUCGGCAGGGAAACAACUUUACCAAUCUCUUCAGUUAGAAACUUGAAUGUUUAUGACAUUGGAUCAACUUAUAUGCGAGUGAGAUGGGAACCUCUCAAUGGUGCUACUGGUUAUUUGUUAACAUAUGAACCUGUGAAUGCUACAGUCCCAGCCACAGAGAAAGAGAUGCCUGUGGUACCAUCAGUGAAUGAGGUGCAGCUGGUGGAUCUCAUCCCCAACACCGAGUACACUUUAACAGCUUACGUAUUGUUUGGUGAUAUGAAGAGUGACCCACUCACCACACAAGAAGUGACGUUACCUUUGCCUGGACCCAGAGGUUUAAAAAUUCAGGAUGUUACUCACAGCACCAUGAAUGUCGUUUGGGAUCCUGCCCCAGGAAAAGUUCGAAAAUACAUCCUAAGAUAUAAAAUAGCUGAUGAUGCUGAUGUAAAGGAGGUGGAACUUGAUAGACUCAAAACCAGCAUUACUCUCUCUGACCUUUCCUCCCGAACACUGUACAAUGUAAAAGUUGUUGCUGUAUAUGAUGAAGGGGAGUCCAUACCAACAAAUGCAGAAGCUGUCACUCAGCCUGUGCCAGCACCAGUCAAUCUCAGAAUCACAGAUAUAACCACAAAUAGUUUCAGAGGUACUUGGGAUCAUGGAGCUCCAGAUGUCUCUCUAUACAGAAUAACAUGGGGCCCCUAUGGAAGAGGGGAAAAACAGGAGACUAUCUUAAAUGGGGAUGAGAAUAGUUUGGUCUUUGAAAAUUUGAAUCCAGAUACAUUAUAUGAUGUCUCAGUUACUGCCAUCUAUCCUGAUGAAUCAGAAAGUGAUGAUCUCAUUGGCAGUGAACGAACAUUACCCUUGGUACCUAUCACUACACAAGCCCCAAAGAGUGGCCCACGAAACCUUCAGGUGUACAAUGCUACUUCACACAGUUUGACUGUCAAAUGGGAUCCUGCCAGUGGUCGGGUGCAGAGAUACAGGAUCAUUUACCAGCCUAUCAGUGGGGAUGGCCCUGAACAGUCGACUACUGUUGGAGGACGACAGAACAGUGUGGUGAUACAGAAGCUGCAGCCUGACACACCAUAUGCUAUUACUGUGUCAUCAAUGUAUGCAGAUGGUGAGGGGGGACGAAUGACAGGACGAGGCAGAACCAAACCUCUCACCACUGUGAAGAACUUGCUGGUUUAUGACCCAACCACCAGUACUCUGAAUGUUCGAUGGGAUCAUGCAGAAGGAAAUCCUCGCCAGUACAAAGUGUUUUAUGGACCUACAGCUGGAGGUGCAGAAGAAAUGACCACAGUACCAGGAAAUACAAACUAUGUCAUCCUGAGGACUCUUGAACCCAACACACCUUACACUGUAACUGUGGUUCCAGUUUUUCCAGAGGGGGAUGGUGGACGUACCUCUGACACUGGACGCACUUUGGAGAGAGGAACACCAAGAAACAUUCAUGUUUACAACCCCACACCAAACAGCAUGAACGUCCGUUGGGAGCCUGCUCCGGGUCCAGUACAGCAAUAUAGAAUUAAUUAUGCUCCACUGUCUGGCCCAAGGCCAUCAGAAUCUAUUGUGGUGCCAGGCAACACUCGUGAUGUGAUUCUGGAGCGCUUGACUCCUGACACUGCUUAUUCAAUAAAUGUUAUAGCUCUGUAUGCAGAUGGAGAGGGAAAUCCAAGCCAAGCACAGGGAAGAACAUUGCCUCGCAGUGGUCCAAGGAAUGUGAGAGUAUAUGAUGAGACUACAAACAGCCUUUCUGUACAAUGGGACCAUGCUGAUGGGCCAGUCCAGCAGUACAGAAUCAUUUAUUCACCCACUGUGGGAGACCCCAUUGAUGAAUAUACAACAGUUCCUGGCAUAAGGAAUAAUGUGAUACUACAACCACUACAAUCAGAUACACCAUAUAAAAUUACUGUUGUUGCUGUGUAUGAAGAUGGAGAUGGUGGACAACUGACUGGAAAUGGCAGAACUGUUGGCCUGCUUCCUCCUCAGAAUAUGUAUAUAACUGAUGAAUGGUAUACACGUUUCAGAGUUUCCUGGGAUCCAUCACCAUCCCCUGUUCUUGGCUAUAAAAUUGUAUACAAACCUGUGGGUUCAAAUGAGCCCAGGGAGUUUUUUGUGGGAGAAGUGACUUCCUACACUUUGCAUAAUCUGUCUCCCAGUACUACUUAUGAUGUGAAUGUUUAUGCCCAGUAUGAUUCUGGAAUGAGCGUACCUUUGACAGAUCAAGGCACUACAUUAUAUUUGAAUAUCACUGACCUAAAAAGUUACAAAGUGGGUUGGGAUACUCUCUGUAUCCGGUGGUCUCCUCAUCGGUCAGCAACUUCCUACAGACUGAAGCUAAAUCCAACUGAUGGUUCCAGAGGACAGGAAAUCACAAUACGUGGGUCAGAAACGAGCCACUGUUUUACUGGCCUCUCACCAGAUACAGAAUACAAUGCUACUGUCUUUGUUCAGACCCCUAACCUUGAGGGACCUCCAGUCUCUAUGAGGGAGCACACAGUCCUCAAACCUACUGAGGCACCAACUCCACCACCUACACCUCCUCCACCUCCCACAAUCCCUCCAGCUCGGGAUGUAUGCAGAGGUGCCAAAGCAGACAUAGUAUUCUUGACUGAUGCUUCCUGGAGUAUUGGUGAUGAUAACUUCAACAAAGUAGUGAAAUUUGUUUUUAGUACAGUUGGAGCCUUUGAUUUAAUCAAUCCUGCUGGAAUCCAGGUUUCAUUUGUGCAAUACAGUGAUGAGGCAAAAUCUGAAUUUAAACUGAACACAUUUGAUGACAAAGCCCAGGCUCUGGGAGCUCUUCAAAAUAUUCAGUACAGAGGAGGAAACACAAGGACAGGCAAAGCCCUAACAUUUAUCAAAGAAAAGGUUUUGACUUGGGAGAGUGGCAUGAGGCGAGGUGUUCCCAAGGUACUUGUUGUUGUCACAGAUGGUCGGUCUCAGGAUGAGGUGAGGAAAGCAGCGACAGUCAUACAGCACUCUGGCUUCAGUGUCUUUGUGGUUGGUGUGGCUGAUGUAGAUUACAAUGAACUGGCCAAGAUUGCCAGCAAGCCCAGUGAGCGCCAUGUAUUUAUUGUUGAUGACUUUGAUGCCUUUGAAAAGAUUCAAGAUAACCUCGUCACCUUUGUGUGUGAGACAGCUACCUCAACUUGUCCUCUUAUUUACUUGGAGGGAUACACUUCACCUGGUUUCAAGAUGCUGGAAUCAUACAAUCUAACAGAGAAGCAUUUUGCUUCUGUGCAAGGAGUUUCACUGGAAUCGGGCUCUUUCCCAAGCUAUGUAGCAUAUAGACUCCACAAAAACGCCUUUGUCAGCCAGCCAAUACGGGAAAUUCACCCGGAGGGAUUGCCACAGGCGUACACCAUCAUUCUGUUAUUCCGACUUCUGCCUGAAUCCCCCAAUGAGCCUUUUGCAAUUUGGCAGAUUACCGACAGAGAUUACAAACCACAAGUUGGAGUCGUGCUUGACCCUGCCAGCAAAGUGCUGUCAUUCUUUAACAAGGAUACAAGAGGAGAGGUUCAAACUGUAACUUUUGAUAAUGAUGACAUAAAGAAAAUAUUUUAUGGAAGCUUCCAUAAGGUUCAUAUUGUUGUGACUUCGUCAAAUGUUAAGAUUUACAUUGACUGCAGUGAAAUACUGGAAAAACCAAUUAAGGAGGCUGGUAAUAUCACAACUGAUGGCUAUGAAAUACUCGGGAAACUUCUAAAAGGCGACCGAAGAUCAGCAACAUUAGAAAUCCAGAAUUUUGAUAUUGUAUGCAGUCCAGUUUGGACUAGCAGAGACAGAUGCUGUGAUCUCCCUUCUAUGAGAGAUGAAGCAAAGUGCCCAGCUCUUCCAAAUGCUUGUACCUGUACUCAAGACAGUGUGGGACCUCCAGGACCUCCUGGACCAGCUGGUGGCCCAGGCGCUAAAGGUCCCAGAGGUGAAAGGGGUUUGACUGGAUCAUCUGGGCCUCCUGGUCCUCGUGGUGAGACAGGUCCUCCGGGCCCUCAAGGUCCCCCAGGUCCCCAGGGUCCCAAUGGGCUGUCAAUCCCAGGAGAACCGGGUCGUCAAGGAAUGAAAGGGGAUGCUGGCCAGCCUGGACUCCCAGGACGAUCGGGAACGCCAGGUUUACCUGGUCCACCUGGACCAGUGGGACCUCCAGGAGAAAGGGGUUUCACGGGAAAAGAUGGUCCCACAGGUCCCAGAGGCCCACCAGGACCAGCGGGUGCUCCCGGAGUUCCAGGAGUUGCUGGCCCAAGUGGAAAACCAGGGAAACCAGGAGAUCGUGGGACACCAGGUACACCUGGAAUGAAGGGAGAAAAAGGUGACAGAGGUGAUAUUGCUUCUCAAAACAUGAUGCGAGCAGUUGCAAGACAAGUUUGUGAACAACUGAUAAAUGGUCAAAUGAGCCGGUUCAAUCAAAUGCUGAAUCAAAUCCCGAAUGAUUAUUAUUCAAACCGCAACCAGCCAGGACCACCAGGUCCACCUGGUCCUCCUGGAGCUGCUGGGACAAGAGGAGAACCUGGACCUGGAGGAAGACCAGGAUUCCCAGGACCUCCUGGGGUUCAAGGACCACCUGGUGAAAGAGGAAUCCCUGGAGAGAAAGGUGAAAGAGGGACUGGAUCCCAAGGACCACGAGGUUUGCCAGGACCACCUGGUCCACAAGGAGAAUCUAGAACUGGUCCACCAGGCUCCACAGGAUCACGAGGACCACCAGGACCACCAGGCCGUCCUGGAAAUGCGGGUAUCCGGGGUCCCCCAGGGCCACCAGGCUACUGUGAUUCAUCCCAGUGUGCUAGCAUCCCUUACAAUGGCCAAGGAUUCCCAGAACAAGGUUUCGGCUAACACAUUUUCUAAGUCGCCAGUGCUGCUUACAGUUUGAAUACAUGAAAAUCCUGUUUCUGAGAUGUUUGCGCACGUGCUUAUUAGAGAAUGAGUCCGUAUGGAUAUUUCACCAUGGAUAUGGUUCUUGAACCAUGUUGACCUCAUAGAACGGGGAGAUACUUUUACUAACACAACUCAUGAAUGAGAUAAAGGACAGUGACAUCAAUUCAUUAAGCCUAUUGCAUUUCAAUAAUAAAAUAGACAGUCUUUCUUUUUUUAAAAAAGACCUAGACCACCAAAAACCUCAGUGGCGAAGGAGGCUUGUAAAACUACUAACCAGCAAAGGUAAUGCCAUUAGAAGAGAGACAGAUUUAACCUGGAAAAGGAGAAAUAACUUAUGUAAAUAGUAAACUAAUUGUGGCUUGUAGAUGAUUUGUAUGGGACUGUAUCCACUAAAAUCUGUUAACAACUCUACGUGAUACUUUUGCAUAAAAGCCUGCUGCUGCUUGCUGUAUGCCAGAAUAACAUCUUUGACAACUUAUGAAAUCUACCUGUCUGUUUCUUGUUGCCAACAUGUCUGAAUUGCGGCAUAUACCUUUUUUUAUGUGUAAUCUUGUUGGAUCUGUAACUGCAGUUAUAAAUACCAAAGUUUUAUAAUAUUUUUUCUUCUGUUUUGCUGUAGUUUUUGGUGUUCCUGAAGCACCAGCUGUAACUCGGUUUGUUACGAGGAACAGCACGACAAAAUGACAUGUACUGUAUAUUGCCACUGGUGAUAGUUAUGUCUACACUUAUUUCCCAUUCUCAGAGAAAAUUAGUAUAUGCCAAACCCAUCUCUUCAUUUUACCUGCUCCAUGUCUUCUAUUAAUUAUGCAGUUUAAAAUAAAGACCAAUGCUUAGAUUUACUGAAGUAGCUGUAAAAUAGUAAUUUUAUUUUAUUUUAUUGGUUUUGGUUUUUUUAAAUAGUUUUACCAUGACUUGUCCCUUACCUAAUUUAUGACUCUUUCUGCACUGUUUUGUGUAUUAUAAAUACAAAACCUUUCAAGAUGAAUUUUAAACCUUUUAUUAUUUUACUGCCAAAAAGCAUUCAUGAGCAAAACUGAGAAACACCCCCAGUGAACUAAUUAUUUAUAUAUUUAUUAUGUGAAAAUAAGGUUGAACUAACAUUAUGUAGACAGACUAACUUUCAUUGCAUAUGUGGAUUCAAAGACAUGCGAUAACUAUUAUGUCCAAUCGGACAACUAUUUUCAACCAGAACCAUACGUGCCUGAAAGUGGACCCUAUCAGCCUGAAGGUGAACCCUUUAUAGUACCUAUGGAGUCAGAAAGGAGAGAGGACGAGUAUGAGGACUAUGGAGUUGAAAUGCAUUCACCAGAAUACCCUGAGCACAUGCGCUGGAAAAGGUCACUGUCAAGAAAGGCAAAAACAAAACCGUGAAAGAUCCAUGUCUUCUUUUGGGUUGUUUUUUGUUUGGUUUUUUUUUUUUUUGGUUGGUGGUUUGGUUUUUUUGUUUUUGUUUUUUUGCUGUGCUUGCAUUUGCAGAUACACACAGGGAGAGUGCAUCAUUCCUUUUGCAAUAAGGCUCUCUGGUCUUUUCAUGUCAGAUGCACCCCUGGUUUGUAUCUUGCUUAUGUAGGGAUAGCAAUGUGUGUGUACCCAAACACUUCAUGUUGCUCUGCAAAUGCUUGUAAAAUACUGUUGCUUAUAGUGGUUACAUACAGAUUAAGGUGUGCAUUCAGUUAUCCCAGUGCUGCCUUUUCAUUAAAAUAAUGUAAAAACAAAUACAUUAAAAAAAAAAAGAAAACCAAAAAUCCAAAACAAAAAUAACCACAGAGCUGUUGCAAAUUUUCUAAGGACUGUCUGCUUGAGCUCUACAUUUUUCUUCUUUCUCAAAUGCAUGUUUUCAAUUCAGUCAGAUCACAGGUCUGCAAUAUCUAGUUAAAAAGAACCAAACAUUUCCCUCUCCUUCCAGUAUCAUUGUAUUUUUCUUCUAUUCUGAGUUACAAUCUGCAGAGCAUAUACUGCUCUUAUACAUCUCCUCUAAACACCACAAACAUUAAGUAGCUGAAAUCAUUGUAUCAACUGGAUACAGUUUAAUAAUGCCUGAAAUCUCCUUGUUUGUAGACACAGUUACAUUUAUGCCAAAUUGCAGUCAAUCCUGCAGAGAUGGAAUUGCAUGUUUAUGUUGUAUAUUUAGUAUGGAUUUUUUUUCAGAAUACAAUGUUUCUUAGUUACCAAAAGCAGUUGGAAAUUGUUUGCAAGACUAUGGAUAUAGAAUUGCUGCUUUUAUAUUUUAACUGCAAAUUGUGAAUUUCACUGCCUUAUAUUAUUUAUUUCUGAAAUGAAAGAGGCAUUUUUCAAUAAAACUACUGAAAAUGGA